This is a messenger RNA of Alternaria alternata, 809 nucleotides long. RefSeq lists its product as hypothetical. Gene Ontology annotation, cellular component: membrane. Gene Ontology annotation, biological process: copper ion transmembrane transport. Bases 103 to 684 code for a protein of 193 amino acids. The record is from RefSeq and is a predicted model, not a curated record. Gene Ontology annotation, molecular function: copper ion transmembrane transporter activity. The transcript has 2 exons. NCBI's taxonomy places the organism in Eukaryota, Fungi, Ascomycota, Dothideomycetes, Pleosporales, Pleosporaceae.
UUAUAUCAUUUUUUGACAUACCCUCUUCCACGGUUCAGUUCCUGACAGACGUCGCUCCAAACUUUACGAACCAACCUCGGAACACGAACAACGCCGCCCAUCAUGCACGGAAUGUCAGGAAUGUCCGGAAUGUCCUCGAGUAACAGCACCUGCGUCACAGAGAUGCUAUGGAACUGGCGUGUAGUAGACGCAUGCUUCCUUUCCGAAUCAUGGCACGUGACGAACAACGCCAUGAUGGCCGCAAGCUGCAUCGGCGCUGCUCUCCUAGUCGUUACUCUUGAAUUCCUGCGACGAGUCAGCACCGAAUACGAUGCCUUUCUCCUUCGCCAAUUCCAACGACAACUCAACGCACAGCAAGCUGCGCUCGCCGCUGCCACGCCCGCCAACUGCUGCGACGGCCCCACCUCGACUCUCGGAACACAACACGCCACCUUCCGUGCCUCGGCACUACAACAACUUGUUCGCGCCUCGUUACAUGGCUUGAUUCUCGGUCUCGCGUACAUCAUCAUGUUGUUGGUUAUGCACUUCAACGGAUACAUCUUCAUCUCGAUCAUACUAGGAGCUGUUUUGGGCAAGUUCUUGUGCGACUGGAUGGUGGUUAGGAUACCAUACGGCCAGGUCAGCGAGAAAGAUGACAGACGUUCUUCGAUCGAGGCGGCAGGGCCGACCGGUUGUUGUGCGUAGAUGGUGCUGGAUGGAACGACUGCGCUGGAUUUUGAACGAUUAGAUACCCUAUUAUGACUGCGAUAUUGCGAAUGAAUUUAGUAUUAACCUUGUACUGUGGCAUCUGACUAAGAAGGCGAUAUUUC